UGCAGCAGUCGGCGAAGAAGCAUCUCACGGGGCUCGUAUGCGCUCUACUUCUACGGCCAAAGGUGUACACAAGUGGGAACAAGUGCCGCAGUUUGAAGCAGCGAAACAGUGCGUCAGUGUUUCCGGUAACCCGUGUGCGUGUUCUUCCACUUGGGAAGUUGAAUUGCGUGUGUGUAUGUGUACUGUGUGUGUGAUAGCUCCAAAAGCUCGACAAAAGAAGCGAGAACAAACAGCAAACAAAAGCCAAGCGUCGAAAGGAAAUCGAAAAUUUUGAAAAAAAGAACAUUUCACCCCGAACUUCCUGCGUGCUGCAAUUUUGUGGCAAUUGUUUAGGGUCGGAAAAUUUUCGUUCUUUCCGCACGAAGGAAAAACCCUCGCGGCACCAGACCAGAGUGUUGUUAAGUGUUCUGUUGUGGGUAGCGAAAAUUAAUAAAAACCCAACCUACCGGUCUCGUUGGCUGAGUUGUUUUCGGUUCGACAGCAAACGAACGAAAAAUCGCCUAACCCGGGGUUUUCGCAGUGAAACGCACAACCAAACGCAUUCAUCAUGAAGCUACUUUUAGCGGUGUUAACUUUCGCGACGUCCCUGCUUAGCAUACAAUGCCGUCCCCAGGCGAUACACUUCUUCCCCUAUCGACCGGCAGAGCUUCCAGCAGCACCAUAUCACUAUCCUGCACCUGGCUUACCGAUCGCGGGUCGGCAGUACAGUCUUAUACCGGUGUCAGUGCCAUUUCCAACCGGACUGUACACACCUGGAAUGGUAAAGAACGCACAGGGUACAAUGCCGAGUAUAGGGAUGGAGGAGAAAUCUCCGGAGAAGCUAGUGGAAAAUACUACUAGCCAAAAACGAAUAAGAAACAAACCCGCCCAGGCUAAGAAACCUAAGCGAGUUAUGAAUGCACCCUUCGUACAGGCUCUCCAACAAGCCGAUGGGCAGUUUAAGGUGCAAAAGUACACUUUGGCAGCUGCAGAACAGUCCCCAAAAACCUCUCCACAACAGAAACUGCUUCCGGAGCAGGACAAGAGUCAACGGCUAGAAGCUCAACGGCUUAAAACGGCAGGUAAUCCUAACCCGGUUGUGGUUACUGCGACCGGCUCGACGACAGCCGAUGCCCCGGUGCUAGGGCGUGUACCGGUCGCACCGACUGUCUCCGAGUACUACCCGUUCUACGGUUUCCCGAUGACAGACAAUCGGGAAGAAGCAUCACUCAUACUGGAGCCCUCGUCUAAGGCCAUCUCCGGCAAUGGUGGCACCGCCAUCUCGACGCCCGUCUCACAUGCGAUCCUGAAGCAGGGCAGCAAAUCGAAGAUUCUCUUCCGACCGCAGUCGGUUGCUAUCGUCGGUGCGAACGGGCGUGCUCACGCGCAGGCCGAUCUUAUUGUCGAUUAUGUGAAUCCGGAACAUCGUACUGCUACCGAUGUGCUGAAGCUACCGUUCUAUGGAGGUGCCCGUGGACAGAUACUGGAGAUUCGCAAAAACAGCGACGGUACGGUGGUUAGCAAGAUACUGCGUGGUGACGAUGACGACAUGGAGCUGAAGGUACAUCAGGUGGCGGAUGAACCGUCCCCGGUCAAACAGGUGUCCGCCGAGCAGACACUGGAUGUGAGCGAAGAGGACCUGAAGGGAUCGGAUCAAUCGUUCGGUGACUACCUGCUGAAGAUACAGAAUGCGGCCGCAUCACUUGUUUCGCUGCAAGAGACGGUGAAGAAGACGGGAAAACUCUCACCAGACCAACGAAAGGUGUACACCGACAAUCUGGAGAAGCUCGGUGUUGCCGCCCAGAAGUUGGCCCACAUCCAGCAGGCGGAUGAUGAUCAGGAUGCGAUUCGAUUCCUGUUUGACUUAUCCGCUUUGACAGCCAACUACGAGACCACGUCGGCUGCAGAUCCACAGAAGAAGAAGACCUCCUCGAACAAGAUCACAUCCUUCCCCGGGUACAAGGGCAAGGAGGAGAACAAGAAGAAGGAGGAGGAAGAGAACGUUGGGGAAGAUACGUCCAGUGGAGAUUCGGUGCAGGUUGACACCCAGGAGAAGGAGUCGUCGAUCGCUGAGGCAAAGCCAGUUGGUCUUGCCAUUGCUGGUGAGGGAGGUGUUGCGUCGUCCAAACCUGUUGCAACGGCCGUCGUCGGUGACGGUGGUCUUGCAGUAGCCCGUCCGGUGGCGACUGCCAUCGCAGGCAUCAAGCCCAGUGAGUUGGGAAAUCUGGGACUCCCAAUCUCGGUCAACAAGAAGGUCCUAACCAAGGGAAAGUAUGGAUUGAUUGCUGCGGGAGAUGAAGCCGCCGGUGGAGGUGUGCUCGUUGGACCAGACUUUGAGGCACGUGUAGCACCGAAAGAGAUUGAGGCAGAGAUCGAAGACAACCGUCAGCAAGCGAUGGCUAACUUCGACACGGAGAAAUUCUUAGCCAACCUACGACUGAAGACGGCGCCAAACCCGACUCCACUGCCGAGUGCCUCACCACAAUCGCUGGGAGCUUAUCAGCCAGCGUCGUACCUACAGCAGACCGUUCCUUACAUGCCCGAUUAUGGUGUUAGUCAGAAUGGCUACCCAGUGUACACGCCAAUCAUCCCGUACUACAGCUGGACGCCUUACAGCUACCCGUACCAAUCCACCCUGAGCGCUCUGACCGCUUACCAGAUGGCAGCACUGCAAUCGGCCCAGUACAAUCCAUACAAUCUGUACGGAGGAUAUCAGCAGGCUCAGCUGCAGCAACCCAUCGCCCAGAACCCCUUUCAACAGUACGAUUAUCCUCAGCGAGCACUCUACAAUCCGGCACCGGUCGUCAGUGCGGCCUCUGCCUAUCCGAACUAUAACAAUUAUGCAUCCUUCAGCAACCCUUCGCCAUACCGAUUUUUCUACUAUUAGUCUGCUGAUUGGCAGUGGCCCCGCCGACCACUUCAUACUGAACGUUGUGUCAAAUGGGGCCGCAACCCAAGGCUGACCCUGGGACCUGGUCACGGUCCACCCCGGUUUCGAGUAUCUCAAUCUCGCGUACACAAGAAAUGGAAAAGCGCAACCCAUUUGCGAUGGUAGUAGUGGUUAGCGGGAGCAAAAACACACUCCCUUUUUAGAACUGUAGUUGACCAAACGAUAUUUUGUAGGUCUUCCGAUUGGUGGCUGAGGUUGUCCGACCGAUUGGCGUUACACCCCCCUCCUCCGCCAAACGUUGCUAAUCCUAAGACUUACGAGACUGAACAAUGAACGUUUAUGGUGUUAGGUAAUGGUAGGGCGCAACACGACAGCGUGACGGUGCGCACCGGGACCCCGAUCCGAAAACCAGAGCUUUUUGUUGGCCAUCUCGGGAGUGCAGGGAUCGGGUCGUUCGGGUUGCAUCGUUCGCUUGGAGUCGUAAACAAAAAGCGUAACAAAGCUUGCGAUAGUUUAUGGGAUGGAACCGUCCCCGAUCUGAUAAGUGCAUUUCUUUUAGAUAGUAAGAGUACGACAUAAAUAAAUAAAACAAAAUGCUGAACGGAAUAGCUUCCAUUAGUGGAAUUACAA
This is a messenger RNA of Anopheles stephensi (Asian malaria mosquito), 3499 nucleotides long. RefSeq lists its product as uncharacterized. NCBI's taxonomy places the organism in Eukaryota, Metazoa, Arthropoda, Insecta, Diptera, Culicidae. The record is from RefSeq and is a predicted model, not a curated record. The transcript is spliced from 6 exons. The coding region runs from base 548 to 2866 and encodes 772 amino acids.